Molecule: messenger RNA, 2935 nt
Organism: Dama dama (fallow deer)
Lineage: Eukaryota; Metazoa; Chordata; Mammalia; Artiodactyla; Cervidae
Product: high affinity cAMP-specific and IBMX-insensitive 3',5'-cyclic phosphodiesterase 8A-like
Exons: 3
Coding region: 445-1140 (231 amino acids)
Source: RefSeq, a predicted model, not a curated record
UCCUGAGCACAGGUGGGCAUUCUGACAGGUGUCCAGGGCACGUCUCACCUCCAGUGCAUGCACGUCCGUGAAGCUGUGCUGAGCGGAGUGUGGUCUGUCAGCCUGAUGCUUGAAGAGGCAGUGGUGUUGGUGUCGGACCACGUCUUCAGCGGGGACACCCCAUCAGACCUGCCUCACCUCAGGGCUGUCUCGGGAGGACUUAAGUGGGGGAGACACCUUACAGACCAGGCUCCCUUUUUACAGACAAGGAGAUGAAAAGCCCCAUGAUUUGCUCUGGGACAUCCAGCUAGGAAGUGGUCAGCUGGCACUCAAGCCCAGACGGCCAGCUCCAGGAGUCUGAGGCACGUGCUGGGACAGUUCCCCUGGGCACCGGGAAUGAUCAGGCUUUAACCUGAAAAGAGGAGGGACAUAUGGACAGCAGGGGCACACAGCAGGUGAUCAAGAAUGACUGUUACUGGGGAGGAAGGCAGGGGAGCGAGGCACGCUCCAGACAGGGAGAGGUGGACUGGAGUGAGGAGACGGGUGCAGAGGAAAAGCGAUCCAGGCAUAAGAACAGUGACUAAAGAGGGAGAGUGCAGUGUGUUCUACAAAGAGCGGGGCAACGUUCCGACUGGUACAAAAGUUUCCAGCCAGAGACGACACUCUUCCAUGGCCCGGAUUCAUUCCAUGACGAUCGAGGCGCCCAUCACCAAGGUCAUCAAUAUCAUCAAUGCUGCCCAGGAAAGCAGUCCCAUGCCUGUGACAGAAGCCUUAGACCGUGUGCUGGAAAUUCUAAGAACCACUGAAUUAUAUUCACCCCAGUUCGGUGCUAAGGACGAUGAUCCUCACGCCAACGACCUCGUCGGGGGCUUGGUGUCUGUGAGUGUGCUGGCAGGCUGCCGCCUCGGUCCCGCUGCUCUCGCCUGUUUUCUGAGGCUGCUUGUUGACAGCCUGCCCCACACAGCGCUCUUUGUGUGCGGGGUCAGCCAAAGCCUAGAUCAUCCAUUGCCCAGGCUCAGCUGCCCUCCGGCUGAGCCGUCACCCACCUGCGGCCUGUCCGGGGGGGUGUGGGGUACAGCGGGACCUCAACUUGGAACAGAGGGAGGAGCGUGUUCAGGACAGCCAGCUUGUCUGCUGCGUUGGGUCUCCAUUUUUACUUAAGGGCUCUACAAGUAGUCGAUUUAAAUAAAAUUUGAAGAUUUUGAAAACUGGGGCAGAAAAAAAUAUGAAGUGUUUCAUACCACAUUACAGAACAAAAUGACUGGCUCCCUCCAGAGCAUCCUGUACAGACUAGGUGACAUCAUGGGAGGAGGCUGGGGGAUCAUGUGUUAGCUGGAGGCUCUGGCCCGUGGGCUCCAGGUGCCGCCUCCAGCCAUCUAGGAUAGAGGCCUCCAGCUCUGUGGGAAACAGACCAUUCCAUUACCAUCUGUCACCUUCUGUCUUGGUGACAAAGUUCAGAAAUAAAAAUUCACCUCCCUGCCUAAUUCCUGCUUGCUAAAGCCACUAGAUUUCAUACCAGUGAGGCUGUCAGCAGUCAUCAGAUGGGUGAUCACCGGGGAGCUUCAGUGUGUGCAUGUGGAUGGAGAAGGCUGCCCGCAGCUGUCCUAUGACCAGCUGACUGGAGGUUUUCAAGGAGUGAGGAAUACUUGUGAUUUCCCUGUUUCUUAUUUCCUUGAUUUUUAUCAGGAUGGUUUGCGAAGAUUAUCCGGGAAUGAGUAUGUUCUUUCAACAAAAAGUAAGUUUUUCCUUUAUAAUUUUUUGUAUUGCUAUUAGUAUUUUAGCUAAUACUACUGGGGCUUCCCUGGUGGCUCAGAUAAUAAAUAAUCUGCUUGCAAUGAAGGAGACCUGGGUUCGAUCCCUGGGUCGGGAAGAUCCCCUGGAGAAGGGAAAGGUUACCCACUCCAGUUCUUGCCUAGAGAAUCCAGAGAGCCUGGCAGGCUACAGUCCAUGGGGUUGCAGAGUCGGACACGACUGAGCGACUAAGUUUCAUUAGUAUUAUAGCCACACUUAAGUGAUGAAGAGAAAUUUUCAGAUAAUAAUUUUGAGGUUUUUUUUAAUCAGUAAGAAGUUUUUGGUUUAUCAUAAACCCUAAGAAACAAAGCAUCCGCCCCCAAAGAUCUACCGCUCCCCCUGAGGGACCGAAAUCGCCGUCAAGCCUGUUGAUUCUGUUCUGUUCACCCUGCAGACCUUCAGCAGGUUCCCAGCAGCAUCAUCGUCCCCGUCUCCCUUCACGAUGUCCCAUCACAGGUAACUCGGGCCAUGGAAAAGGAGGAAUACUGGGACUUCAAUAUUUUUGAACUGGAGGCUGCCACUCAUAAAAGGUGAGCCCAUGGAAGCUCAGCAGACAGGGAGUUUGAUUCCAAGGGCCAGUGUGGAGAAAGUCUCCCCGGGAGUGUAGGCUCUGCUCAGAGCCAGUCCCUGGUCAGGGAGGAGGCCCCAGGGAAAGAGCAAGAGGUACCUUGAGUCUCCAGGGCCUCGGCGUCAGCGAGGGAUCAGGGAGAAGCCAAGGGGAGUUUACCUGGCCAUGACUGCCGCAGAGAGAGCAAGUGUCGUAAGUCAGAGUCUGCAAGUAGCAGAGGUUUUCUUUUUGUAAGAUACAGUUAUUAAUUUCUCCUGUAGGUAUUAAGUAGUGAUAUGUUGACAUUGCCACAAAGAGCCUCACUUUAGAGCUCAGAACCAUUGGCAGUCCAGUGGUUAAGACUCCACGCUUCCAAUGCAGGGAUCUUGGGUUUGAUCCCUGGUCAGGGAACUAAGAUCCCACAUGCCACUCAGCACAGCCAAAUAAAUAAAUAAAUACACAGAUGUGCAUGCUGAUAAGAGCUGUCCCCAGAUCUUAGUUGCUGUGUUCGUGACAGGCAUGGGGACACUUCAGUGUCCUGACCUGAGUGUGGUCCCCAAGAGCAAGGUGGGAUUGGGUUUCCCCUCCCAUUUCAUACCUCUCUGGAGAACACUCAGC